This is a messenger RNA of Bombyx mori (domestic silkworm), 2256 nucleotides long. RefSeq names its product ecdysone oxidase. Gene Ontology annotation, molecular function: flavin adenine dinucleotide binding; oxidoreductase activity, acting on CH-OH group of donors. The record is from RefSeq and is marked validated. Lineage: Eukaryota; Metazoa; Arthropoda; Insecta; Lepidoptera; Bombycidae.
AACAUUGUGAAGAAGAUUCAUCGCAGAAGCAGUAUCAAAUCAUGGCAGACGCGGCAACAGCAGUUAUGGCUCUGGCGUAUUUGUUCCAGUGGCCUCCCCAAGCAAUAGUGCAGGAUGGUGACACCUUUGAUUUCGUCGUUGUCGGAUCGGGAUGUGGAGCUAUUGUGGCUGAUAGAUUGUCGGAAAACAGUUCAGUGCGAGUUCUUUUGAUUGAAGCAGGAACAUACCCGUCGAACGAAUCUAUUAUGCCUGGAACUUUUCCUUUACUCCAAAAUUCAUACGAGGACUGGAACGAGACAUCGAUCCCGGAGAGCACAACGAAACACCAAAAGAUCGGCGCGUACAAGCUGUCGACGGGAAAAGCCUUGGGCGGAGGCAGCACUAUCAAUCACCUACUCCAUCUCCGAGGAGACAAGGACGACUUCGAUACUUGGGCGUCCUACCUUGGAGACGACUCUUGGUCAUCCGCAAACGUCCGUAAGUACUUCAAGAAAUCGGAGAACAUGCUAGACGCAGAUAUAAUGGCCAGUCACGCCGACUACCACGGGACUGAAGGUCCAGUGAUGGUAUCAAGGCAGCCCGACGACGCCACGCACAACUUAUUGAAGGCUUUUAGCGAUAUCGGAGUGCCAACGGUGAUUGACUUGAACGCGGAUGACAACGUUGGAUGUGCAGAGGCUUCAUACAUCAUAGGUGACGGUGUGCGACAGAGCACUGCUUACGCGUACCUAAAUAAAAAAACUAGAGAUAAUCUGUACGUGCUUACCGAAACAUUAGCAGAAAAAAUCAUCAUCGAAAACGACAUAGCUAAAGGUGUUAUCUUGCGGCUAGCAAGCGGCAAGAAAAUCAAUGUUUACGCUAGCAAAGAAGUUAUUAUAUCGGCCGGAUCAUUCAACAGUCCAAAAAUACUAAUGCUCUCUGGGAUCGGGCCAGCUGAUCACCUGAAAAGCAUGGGCAUUGACGUCAUCAAAGAUCUACCUGUGGGCCAGGGAAUGCAGGACCACAAUGCACUUUUCCUAGUCAACAAAUUGGAAGAAUCAACGGCGACUUCGGAAACAUUACCAUUAACAAAAUUUCCGUUCCCUAUUCUAUUGGCUAGCGUCAACCUAGAUGAUUCUAAAAGCUACGCCGACUAUCUGCUUAUUGGACUUGUAUUCGCCCAGGACAAAGGCUACACCGAUGUUACUUGUUCGACUCUCUUUAGCUUCACCGACGAAAUAUGCUCGAACUUUAGCGAAAGCGUCGCCGGUAGGAACCAAUUCAUUUCAUUAAUAGGCACAUCCCAACCAAAAUCCAGGGGCUACGUGCAGCUAAAAAGUUCAGAUCCAGAUGACAAACUAGUUAUAUCAGAAUCAUUUUAUUCUGAUCCCGAAGAUUUUACUAACAUGCUGAAGUAUCUAACUCAUUUUUUAACUAUUUACAAUUCCGCUUAUUUCCAAGAUAUCAAAGCGGAAAUAGCUGAUCCCGGCUUGGAAGAAUGCGGUGAGAUGGACGUCAGUAGUGAGGAUUAUUGGAAGUGUUACAUCAAGUCCAUGACCGUCCACCUAUUCCAUUACUCCGGUACAUGUGCCAUGGGCAGUGUGGUGGACAGUAAAAUGAAAGUGUACGGUAUAGAUAACCUCCGGGUUGUCGAUGUGAGCACCAUGCCUUUUAUCGUCAGAGCCAAUACCUUGGCGGCUGGCAUAAUGAUGGCGGAAAAGAUAAGUGACGACAUUAAAAAUGAAUAUUCCCUUUGAGAGAAAUGUCUUGGCGCCUUCAAAAUAAAUAAAAUUCUAUAGAAAAAUUUGCCUUUUUUUUCUCUGAAUUUCACAUAAUAUAUCGCUCCCAUUAUUCUUUAAAUUCUAACCGUUGUAAUAAUAUCUAUUUAUUUAUACUUUAAAGAUUGCUAGCAAUUAUAAAUCGGCGGGGGAAAAAGUUUCUUCGCAUUUUUAAGAAAAUUCACAUUUUUUAAUAUAGUUUAUUUACAUAAAUUUAACUAAAGUAUGUAGGUACCAUUUUAUUCCAUAACUUUUUGCUAUCUUGUAGGUAGGGACAUGAUCCCAUUGCUAUAGAAAUUUUGGGGGUUCUGAUCAAAAUACCGCGACAAUUGGUUUUGGCAGUCCUCUCGUGAUGUUAACCUGACACUGCUUAAAGAAUUCUGAAGAGACCGAAACAGGUGCAAAUCUGAAGGUGCAAGGUCAGGACCAUACGGCUAUAAUUUUUGCUGACUGACUAAUGACGAUAUAUACCUAGUCUUGCCAUAAAUACUGAGACAAA